Molecule: messenger RNA, 3218 nt
Organism: Brassicogethes aeneus
Lineage: Eukaryota; Metazoa; Arthropoda; Insecta; Coleoptera; Nitidulidae
Source: the annotation of a GenBank genome assembly
GUUUAUGAUUCAAGUGUGGAUAAUAUGGAACCUGGAAUACUAAAAAACGUUCCUUAUAAUUUAGGAUUUUUUGACGAAUGUCUAGGAUUUAAAAGUGAAAAUUACACAGGAAGAUAUUGUUUGGGGGAACGAGAAUCGUCUUUAAUAAACUUAACCACGACAUUUUUGGACACCAAUGAAAAAUUUCUGUUGAUCCAAAAUUCAAACCAAUAUUUAUUUAGAAGAAACACUAGUGAUGUCGUUAAAAGUUAUAACGGGAGAUGUCUACCAACUGUCUGCAAUGAAAAUGACUUUAAAUUAGUUUUUGGAGACACCGUGUAUAACAAGUCAUGUUAUACCAAGGAUUUGGGUAAAGAAUUGCCUGGGAAAACUCGUAUGACAAUAUACUUACUUGGUGCCUUAAUUAUUUUGGUGGUCAUAUCUUCUGUGUAUGAAUAUUUGACGUUUGCUAUUAAAAAAAUGCCCUAUUGCGAAAUAUGUACAACCUUUUCUGUCAUAACAAACUCCAAGAAGUUAUUCAAAAUACCUGAAAAUACAGAUACAGAACUUCUUUGUUUAAAUGGUUUAAAAUCGUUAAGUAUUUUUUGGAUUAUUUUUUACCAAGAAUGGAAAAUAUUGUCUAUGGGUCCUGUAGACGAUUACGAUAAUAUUUUACGUUUUCUUGAUAAAAAACUUAACGUGUUUUUUCUACAAGGGGAAAUGGGGAUUGAUACUUUUUUUACUAUUGGAGGAAUUUUAACUUCAUACAACGUCAUGAAAAAUUACCGCAAAAAAGAGCAUUUUGGAUUUUGCGAUGUUUUAAGGAUAACUUUGCAUAGAAUUGCUAGGUUAACGCCACCUUUGGGAAUUAUGGUAUUGAUAUAUGCCACUGUGUUGCCUGAAAUAGGUACUGGUCCCCUUUGGAAAAAUAUGGCAGAUUCCUUAUCAACACCUUGUAAUCAAUACUGGUGGAGUACUAUACUGUAUGUUCAGAAUUAUGUGAACCCUGAGUCUUACUGUAUUGUUCAGUCAUGGUAUAUAUCAGCGGAUAUGCAACUGUUUUUAAUUAGUGGUUUUAUUUUGCUUAUGUUGGUAAAAUUUCCGAAAACCACCAUUGUAUUUAUUUUGGUAUUAAUUUUCAUUGGUUUUGGAGUCAACUUUAACAUAAGCUACGUAUAUGAAUUACCGAAUGGAAUAUUUAUUCUGGAUGAAAAAUCUGACGAAUAUUUUAAAAAAUUCCACUCAAUGCCUUACUGUCGCUACUCAGUAUAUUUACUGGGGAUAUUAUGUGGUUGUUCACUUCACAAACUAAAAAAAAAAAGUUUGACCUACAAAUUGACAAUGUUAGGCAAUGUUAUAGCAUGGAUAAUAACAUUACUGAUAAUAAUUGGUUGCAUAUUUUCUCCAUUAUUUAUUACAGAUAGAGAAAAAAAUAUCGUAGUAAAUUCUAUUUAUAAUUCUGUAAUAAAACUCAUUUUUUCUAUGGGGAUUUGUCUUUUGGUAUUAUUAUGUGCUACAGGCAAUGGGGGUUUUAUAAGCAAGUUUUUAUCCCUUAAGAUUUUUAGGGUGUUAUCAAAAUUGGUAUACCCUUCUUAUUUGAUACAUUUUGCUGUGAUAUCAUGCAGGGUUUUUUCUACAAGAAGUGCCUAUUCAAUAUCAGAAUAUUAUGUUGUUUUUAACUAUUUUGGAGACCUUAUUGUAACAUUUAUAUUAGCAGCCAUUUUAGCCAUAUUAAUAGAUUUUCCAUGUAGGGGAAUUUAUAAAGUUAUCUUUGAAAAAAAUUGUUGUGAAAGAAGAUUGAGCAAGUUUUUGGAAAAAUCUAGACCCCAUGAGUCAUCAUUAAACCAAUGAAAUUAAAGGGAAAAUGAAACAUUUUAUGAUUCUAUUUAUUUAUUUUGAUAUUUUUACACUAAUAUAGGUAACUACAUUUUAUAACGUAGUAAUACAUGGUUUUUAUAUAAUUUAUUGUCAUUUUAUUUAGAAAAUGUAAUACAGGGUGUCCUACGCGUCACAGAAAAAUGGAGAUGCCAAAUUUAAAAAUAAAAAUGUCUAAGGUUUCUGUGGCGCGAGUUCUGGGACACCCUGUAUAUUGUAAAGAAAUUAUAUGUUUUUUGAUAUGCUACAACAUUACAUAGACACCUAUAAUUCAUAGUAGGUAUAAAUUAUUUUUUUUAGAAAAAUGUUCAAAAUUAUUAUUUUGUAAAUAAAAGAUACUUACAAUCUGUUAUUCUUUAUUUAAAAUUCUACCCAACCUGUUAAUUAAAAAAAACUUGGACUUGUUAUCAAAUAUCCAAUUAUCAUGUGUCUCAGUGUUACUUCUGAACACAUGGACAAGGCCUUUUUUCAACUGUUUCAGUGCACGGUUUGCCCGAUUUCGAUUGGGCCAAAACGAACCGCCUUCUUGAUGAAACUUCGUCCACGCAAUUCGAGCUGCAUAGACUCCAAUUGGUCCACUGAGAAAAAAGACAGUCGCGCGUUUCGCGGGCGAUUUCUUUCACGUUGUUGCAGGCUACGUAGCAUUUUCUAGUUCUCGCCAGUUUUUUCGGGCAUUCUUUUCCACCGUUGCGAGGGUAAACCUGAAAAUGUGAGUCAGCAAUAUACUUAAAAUAUACUUAAAUAUACUUUUAUUUUUCGCGUUUUGAUCUUUUUGCCCGCUCCGCAUUCACGUUUCGAUAUACAGGGUCCGUAAUCUGUCCAAGGUGAUAACACACAAUCGUUUUUUCCACUUGGCUUGCCUUUCAGUAUAAUUAUUUUUGAUGAUAUGUUUGUUGGGUUUUGAUGUUCUGAAAACAUACAAUACUGUGAAAUAUCCUGAUUUUGUAGUUAUUAAUGUUACCUAUAGUUGAGUUUCUAAUAAAAAUAACGGCUGAAAAUAAUCGUAAAUAAAAAUAUAUUUAGUUUUAGUUGAAUUCUUACCAUAUGGUUGUUCGUUUUGAACGUUGUAUGAAACUAUUCCUGAAAGGCUGACAUUCACGUCUUUUUUCUUUGAGGAGUAAUUUGCUAACAAUUCUUCUAAAAUAUAAAAUACUAUAUUAAAUGUCCAUCAAUCAUCAAAAAACAUACCUUGGUUUUUAUAACACAACUUUUGACAUUGUUCCAAGGUAUUAAAAUUAUUCAAAUUUCCUUCACAACCACUAUAAUUAAAAAUCUCACACUCUCCUUUAAUAUUAUUGUAAUACCACCUAUCCAUAGUACUUUUACAUGGACCAACAUCCAUAGGCAGCUUACAAACAAUACCU